Neoarius graeffei (lesser salmon catfish) is the source of this 1288-nucleotide messenger RNA. It is a transcript of the gene arl13a, whose product is annotated as ADP-ribosylation factor-like 13A. Gene Ontology annotation, biological process: non-motile cilium assembly; receptor localization to non-motile cilium. The coding region runs from base 1 to 1242 and encodes 413 amino acids. Lineage: Eukaryota; Metazoa; Chordata; Actinopteri; Siluriformes; Ariidae. The record is from RefSeq and is a predicted model, not a curated record. Gene Ontology annotation, cellular component: ciliary membrane; non-motile cilium. The transcript has 9 exons. Gene Ontology annotation, molecular function: GTPase activity; GTP binding.
AUGUUCAAUUUGAUAAGCAACUGCUGCAACUGGGUUUUGAAACUGCAGCAACCCAUGAGGAAUAUUACUGUGCUGGUGGUUGGUCUUGACAAGGUUGGAAAAACAUUGUGCAUCAGAGGGAUGUUAAGAGCUCCCCAUGGAGAAGUGAGUCCAACUCAUGGAUGUGUCCGCUCUGAGUUAAGGAUGGAAAAUGUCCUGGUGAAUUUGCUGGACAUUGGUGGAAGUCCUAAUUUUCGCUCGUGCUGGAGAGAAUACUAUAGCGAGGCCCAUGGAGUAAUUUUUGUGGUGGAUUCCAGUGAUAGACACAGAAUUAAAGAGGUCAAAGAACUUCUGACAGACAUGCUGAGACAGCCUAGAGUUGCUGGAAAGCCCCUGUUAGUAUUAGCCAAUAAACAAGACAAAAUGAAUGCCCUACUGGGAAGUGAAUUGAUUGAGGUCCUGUCCCUGGAGAAGCUGGUUAAUCAGAGCCAGUCUCUGUGCCACAUUGAGCCAUGCUCUGCCUUAAUGGACUUGCGGCGAUGGUCAGACAGAAGGACAUUGCGAGGCCUCAGGUGGUUAAUACGGGCCGUGUGCUUCGACUACCCAGAUCUCUGUGCCCGUGUGAUCAGAGAUGGUGGAAGGCCGCCAGGAUCAGAGGAGAGAUUAAGGAAAGGGAAGGCAGAAAAAAGUCAGAAGAAAAACAAAGUUGAAAGACUUAAAGCCAGUAAACCAGACACCCACCACCCACAGCGCCCUCUGGAGGAAGAACAGAAAAGUCGGCGCCAUCCGCAACCAAUUAUUCUUAAAGAGAAUUCCUUUCAAAAGAAAUUGAAGAAAAAGAAGCUGAAAGUUAAGAUUAAAGUAAUAAAUGUGAAAAAAGGGAGCAAAAAUAAAGAAGUAGAUAAAGAGCAGAUGGAAGAGGAAGCAGAAGGAAAUGAGGCAGAACAGGAUGGUAAUACUCAGAAGGAAAAGGCCAGUAGUGCCCUGUUGACACACAGAAGUGGGAGGCUGGAACCCAAAGCAAAAGUGGAGACUUUGGGUCAUCUAGAGUCCCAGGAAUCCAAACCUUCUGAAGCAGGUAAUGGACAAAACAAGAAAAAGAAAAAGGUGGUGAAAGGAAAGCGAAAGAACAGGAUAAACACAGAAGAAAUUCCUGUAAAUUAUAGACAACCUGCUGAUCUCUCUGCCACUUUUGAUCUUUACAGAAAAGCCAUUUUGACCCUAAAAGCCCAACAGGAUCAGAGUUUGGUGCCAGAACAGUGAGAGGACUGGAAAUGCAAUGGCAAAUGACACAGAUCAAAAACAUUUC